This is a messenger RNA of Eriocheir sinensis (Chinese mitten crab), 2537 nucleotides long. Its product is annotated as pre-mRNA-splicing factor syf2-like. The transcript has 7 exons. Gene Ontology annotation, cellular component: catalytic step 2 spliceosome; Prp19 complex; post-mRNA release spliceosomal complex. Bases 382 to 1077 code for a protein of 231 amino acids. NCBI's taxonomy places the organism in Eukaryota, Metazoa, Arthropoda, Malacostraca, Decapoda, Varunidae. The record is from RefSeq and is a predicted model, not a curated record.
GUUCAACGAUGCCAGAUUGUCGUACUCAGCCUCCUAUGUUUGCCGAUUUCCGACCCCAAAACUACCUCCUCGACCCCAAUAACUGCCUUCACCUAUAGUUAUCGUUAAAAUGGUUAAUGGUGUUUUUUGGAAAUAGUUACGGCUCAGAAACUGGUAAAUACGAGGCUCUAAGUAGGAUAGUCUGGCAAAGGUGGCACCACUGAUCCUGUAGAAGGUAAACAACGCACGUCCAGAAGAAGCUGUAAGGGAAAGCAGCCUAACUAGCCCCAUAAAACACACAAGAAGAAGAAGAAAGGGACUGACAACAAACAUCAUAAUUCACCCACCGUUAAACAUUCCAGGCGAAGAAGAAACACCAUAAGGAGGAUUGAACCUAUCGCCAUGGCUGGAAGGCAAGAGAGGGCGGGAAGCUCAGGCACGUCAAACAAGAUGGCAGACUUCAAGGCUCGUCUCGCCAAACUACACACAAAGAGGAACGAAGCCUCAAUACUCAACCACAAGGAGGUAGUGGAGGAAGACCGCCUCAAGCAGAUGCCCAAGAAUCAUGCAAAGAAGCGUCAGAGACUAGAAGCUGAACUUGCCGAGGACCAGCGCAGAGAGGCAGCUGAGGCAGAGGGUAAAGACUAUGACCGCCUCAAGCUGCUAGAGGUUGGAGCUGAUGAAGCCGAGCGCUGGGAGCGACGGAGAAAGAAGAAGAACCCCGACCAGGGCUUCUCCACCUAUGAGGACGCUACCAUCAGACAGUACAAUCGGCUUAUGAACAACAAGAAAGUCAACAUGGAGGAGUAUGAACGGGAGAAGCAAGCAGUCGGGGAAGAUGCUUUCUAUGGAAAUGACAACACCAUCUCCAUUGGUCUGCACAAGGACUCAAACGAUGCCAUUGAUUCCAUGGUGGAUGACCUUGAGAAACAGAUAUCCAAGAGGGAGAAGUAUUCCCGCCGUCGCAUCUACGACGACGAUGCAGACAUCAACUUCAUCAACGAGCGUAACAUGAAGUUCAACAAGAAGCUGGAGCGCUUCUAUGGCGACUACACGGAGGAAAUCAAGCAGAACCUGGAGCGUGGAACUGCUGUUUGAGUGUGGCAAGUGGUCAGUGACAUUGGACUGUUGUCUGGUGGUCAUGUGUCCCCAGCAAUGCAUGCACCUUGGAGUGGUUUGGGUCAGAUCUUGCCCAUUAUUACAUCUUUAGGGUAAAUCAUUGGAAGAUAGUUUUACUGUCAUACCUGCACAGAACUUUAACCCAUUUUUUCAUUUUCAUCAAAGUAUGUACAAAAAGUAUUUGAUAUUCACAGUAGAGAGUAUCGGAACACCUUUUGUGUGCGGCAAUGUGACAAAAACGGAAGGAUUUCAAAAAUUGUGUGGUGCCACGCAUUAUGCUAUAUCCCACAAAGAAUAAACUGGACACUCCUUUACCUUCAAUCUGCCAUUUCUGUCUUCCCCUUCACCAGCCAGAACCUCUAGUGCAGUGCUUUCUUCCCAGAGACCCAAACCAUUAGGUCUUCUGAUAUAUAAAAAUUUGGUACAAAUAUGUAAACGAAUAUAAAAUAAAUAAACCGAAAUGGUAACAUCUGGCUAAUCAAACAUACUGGCAGUUUUUCACUGGCUGUUUUGAUAAUAAGCUUUGCCAUCCUGGGAGAGGAAUGACUAGGUGAGGACAAAGGCAUGGGUGACUAGGACAGCAAGGCCACACAGUACCUGCAGGGCUUUUUCUGUUAGAACCUGCAAGUCAGGCUCGUCAUUUCUUGAUAGGCAAAGUCUAACCAUUAACACUGCUGUUGUAUAACCUGAAAACUAACUGUCUACCUUAUCAAGGGAACUGGUUUUGAAGUCCAAAGGAGGACCAUUCCAUUUUGUCUUAUCUGGAGCAAUGUAUAACCCAGAAACAAAGCUCCAGGACCAGAUGAGUGUGUUUGCAGGGCCUGAGAUAGUUUGAAGUUCAGCUGCUUAGCAUGAGGAAAGACGAAGUACAAAAUUAUUUGUAUGGGGGUUUAAGGUCAUCUCAGGGAAAAACAUUGAUUGAGAAUUCAGACGUUUGUAACUUGCUUGGACAGUGAUGAAAAUUAUGUUUUCUGUUUUACUUCAGAUCCUGUUUGUGGGAAGCCUUUCAUGUACUUAGAAUAAUUAUUUUUUUCUUUUAUGGCUAAACCUGAUGAGGGGCAAAGUUCUUCCAUAGACACAGGCCAUGCUAUACCUUCAAAUUACAAGCAAGUCAUGGCAUCCUAUUCUUAAAAUGCAAAGCAACAAAUCGUUCAUGUCCCAGGCGACAAUACCUGUGGCUGUGUUCCUACCUGAGCCUCCCUCUCAUCAGAUGCCCUCAAGUAAUGCUUUGGAUAAAAAAAAUUCACUCCACAUGCCACACAAUUAUUUUCAUGUAUCAAUUACUUUAUCAAUCUAUGUAUGUCUAUCUCCGACACUAUGCUCCUUCAUGGGAACCUCCCUCAAGGGGGUGGCUGCAGCAGAAGUGUCCCCAGUUUUUCCUGUUCUGUCCUGUUUCUGUAUUUUGAGAGUAUGUGUAAAUAAUAAACUUUAGUACUGAC